UCGUUCGUUGUGAAAAGAAAUUAGGGCAACUACUCCAAUCUUUACAAACGUAACAUUCUCAAAUGGUCCACUACAUCAUUCCCGAUCCAUUAGCCCCUAAACGACGCAGUUUAUUCCCAUACUCUCUCAAAUAUCUAAACCAAACCAAACCCAACUAAUUCAAAACAUACCUCACUCUCACCAUCUCCAAUCAAUGUCUUCACCUUCUCGCGCCUCCACCACCGUCUUCCCCACGCGCCGCCCAUGGCGCGAGCUAAUCCAACUCUCCUCCUUCUCCCGCCCCUACUCCGCCGGCGAAGCCAAAACACGAUUAAACCGCAACAUUAGCUACUUCCGAGUCAAUUACACAAUAAUAAUCCUCUUAAUUCUAUUCCUCAGCCUAUUAUGGCAUCCUAAAUCAAUGGUCGUAUUCUUAAUUAUCUUCAUCGGCUGGUUUUUUCUAUACUUUUAUCGCGAUCAGCCUCUGAUCGUUUUCAACCGUCCGAUUGAUGAUCGUGUGGUUCUCGGAGUUCUUGGAGCGGUUACUAUUGUGGGGCUGGUUUUAACGUCUGUGUGGUUAAAUGUUUUGGUUUCGGUGGUGAUCGGAGUGUUGAUCGUUGGUUUGCAUGGUGUUAUUAGAGGUACGGAAGAUUUGUAUGUUGAUGAACAAGAUUUUGGCGACGGUGGGUUGUUUUCUGUUGUGGGUAGUCCUACUAGAACUGGGUACACUCAUAUUUAAAAUUUUGAUUUGAUUAUUAAAUGUUAAUUAUAUUUUUCUGUAAUUGUUUUUGCGUGAUUUUUAUUGCUAAUAAUAUUUACGUCUGUAAAUUGUUUAGUGUCAA
Mercurialis annua (annual mercury) is the source of this 821-nucleotide messenger RNA. Its product is annotated as PRA1 family protein E-like. Gene Ontology annotation, biological process: vesicle-mediated transport. Bases 194 to 718 code for a protein of 174 amino acids. Gene Ontology annotation, cellular component: Golgi apparatus; endoplasmic reticulum. The record is from RefSeq and is a predicted model, not a curated record. Lineage: Eukaryota; Viridiplantae; Streptophyta; Magnoliopsida; Malpighiales; Euphorbiaceae. The transcript has a single exon.